GCUACACAACCAGAUCCGCAGAUCCACAUCCACAUACGCAUCCAGAUUCAGAUACAGAUCAGAGAUCCCCUAUAGCAGCGUGGAAUAUGUUCAAGUUACUCGGCCUCACGCUGCUCUGCACGGCGGUUCUGGCGCGUCCCGAGCCUCCAGUCAACUCCUACCUCCCGCCGUCCGAUAGCUAUGGUGCACCGGGGCAGAGCGGCCCAGGAGCACAGGGUGGAGGCCCAGGCGGUCGUCCAACGGAUUCUUACGGUCCUCCUGGACUAGGACAAGGACAAGGACAAGGACAAGGACAGGGACAAGCCCAAGGCGGUUUUGGUGGCAAGCCCUCAGACUCUUACGGUGCCCCAGGCGUUGGUGGCAACGGAAACGGCGGCGGACGUCCCUCUAGCAGCUAUGGUGCUCCUGGCAACGCCAACGGCGGCGGACGUCCCUCCAGCAGCUAUGGCGCUCCAGGACAAGGACAAGGACAAGGCGGUCGUCCUUCCGACUCUUACGGUGCUCCAGGAGCUUCCGGCAAUGGCAAUGGCAACGGUGGUGGUCGUCCUUCCAGCAGUUAUGGUGCUCCCGGCCAAGGACAAGGCGGUCGUCCUUCCGACUCUUAUGGUGCUCCUGGAGCUUCCGGCAAUGGCAAUGGCAAUGGUGGUGGUCGUCCUUCCAGCAGUUAUGGCGCUCCCGGCCAAGGACAAGGCGGUCGUCCUUCCGACUCUUAUGGUGCUCCUGGAGCUUCCGGCAAUGGCAACGGCAAUGGUGGUAGUCGUCCUUCCAGCAAUUAUGGCGCUCCCGGCCAAGGACAAGGAGGUCGUCCUUCCGACUCUUAUGGUGCUCCUGGAGCUUCCGGCAAUGGCAACGGCAACGGUGGUGGUCGUCCUUCGAGUAGCUACGGUGCUCCAGGUGCAGGAUCCGGCGGUCGUCCAUCGGACUCCUACGGUCCCCCUGCUUCUGGCGCAGGAGCUGGCGGCGGAUCCGGUGGUCCUGGAGGCAGUGGCGCCGACUACGACAACGAUGAGCCGGCUAAGUACGAGUUUAAUUACCAGGUCGAGGACGCCCCCAGUGGGCUCUCGUUCGGGCAUUCAGAGAUGCGCGACGGUGACUUCACCACCGGCCAGUACAAUGUCCUGUUGCCCGACGGAAGGAAGCAAAUCGUCGAGUACGAGGCGGACCAGCAGGGAUAUCGGCCACAGAUCCGCUACGAGGGCGAGGCCAACGAUGGGGGCGCCAGCGGUCCUGGUGGCCAGAAUCUGGGCGCCGAUGGCUACUCGAGCGGACGUCCUGGAGGCAAUGGCAACGGUGGGCGCCCAGGAGGUCAGGAACUAGGACAGAACGGUUACUCCGGCGGACGCCCUGGUGGACAGGAUCUAGGACAGAAUGGUUACUCCGGCGGACGCCCUGGUGGACAGGAUCUUGGUCGUGAUGGCUAUUCCGGUGGGCGCCCAGGAGGUCAGGAUCUUGGACAGAAUGGUUACUCCGGUGGACGUCCUGGCGGUCAAGACUUGGGCGCCAGUGGCUACUCUGGUGGGCGUCCUGGCGGCCAGGAUUUAGGACAGAAUGGUUAUUCUGGUGGACGCCCAGGUGGUCAAGACUUGGGCGCCGGUGGCUACUCCGGUGGACGUCCUGGUGGCCAGGAUCUGGGACAGAAUGGUUACUCCAGCGGUCGACCCGGCGGCAACGGUGGAAAUGCUGGCAGCGACGGCGGCCGGGUGAUCAUCGCUGGUCGUGUCACCGGCCCGGAUGGCAGCGAUCAGGGACAAGGCUUCUCCGGCGGUCGUCCUGGAGGCAAUAGCAACGGUGGACGCCAGAUCGGUGGUCAGGAUCUAGGUCGCGAUGGCUAUUCCGGUGGACGUCCUGGCGGUCAAGACUUGGGCGCAGGUGGCUACUCCGGUGGGCGUCCAGGUGGUCAAGAUCUCGGCCAGAAUGGUUACUCCAGCGGCAAGCCACAGGGUCAGGGUCAGGGUCAGGGCCGCAAUGGCUUCGGUCCCGGCGGCCAGAACGGCGACAAUGACGGCAGUGGCUACAGAUACUAGACGACAGGCAAUACUCGUACACGUAGAUCGAUUCCAGGACACAUUAGCUAGAACUUUCAUUACCUAGUACUUAAGACUUUCUAGAACUAUGACCCCCUCCUCUCCUCAUUCUUAGCCCAAUCUUAAGACUCCAUCUCUAUCUCUUACUCAUCUUGGGGUGUAUCAUGCCUAUUCCUUCGAUCUACCAUCGUCCCCAAGACUCCGAUUAGAAUAAGUUCAUAUUGUUGUAGAUGCAAGUGCAAGAAAA
This is a messenger RNA of Drosophila persimilis, 2271 nucleotides long. RefSeq names its product pro-resilin (gene resilin). Gene Ontology annotation, biological process: positive regulation of transcription by RNA polymerase II. Gene Ontology annotation, cellular component: extracellular matrix; RNA polymerase II transcription regulator complex. Gene Ontology annotation, molecular function: transcription coactivator activity. Lineage: Eukaryota; Metazoa; Arthropoda; Insecta; Diptera; Drosophilidae. The transcript is spliced from 3 exons. The record is from RefSeq and is a predicted model, not a curated record. The coding region runs from base 87 to 2024 and encodes 645 amino acids.